Molecule: messenger RNA, 1347 nt
Organism: Rhinichthys klamathensis goyatoka
Lineage: Eukaryota; Metazoa; Chordata; Actinopteri; Cypriniformes; Leuciscidae
Gene: tmem243b
Product: transmembrane protein 243, mitochondrial b
Exons: 6
Coding region: 415-807 (130 amino acids)
Source: RefSeq, a predicted model, not a curated record
GUCACUUCCGGUUUCAUGCAGCGAGCCGUUAUUACUGCUCUUCUGAAGUCAUGCGGAUAAUACUCUGAUCGGAAAGCAACCCCGUGUGAUCAAUAAAUCCCUCUUGUUUGUUAUAUCCAGAGCUGAAGUAGUCUGGAGAUCCUCCUCGUCUUCCAUCCUCAGAUAUCUGUUGACAUGAGCUGCAUUUACAAUUUCUGAGCCAUAUAUCCAUCAUCAUGAUGAAGAUUUACCUCGGAUCACAAAGUAAUGUGCUGUACGUGACCCAACCAUGACUAUCCGCUGCUCCUAAACCACUUGCCCUGAGGAGCGAACCCAAGCUAGAGAGCAGCGAGCAGCAUGCACUGCCAUCCUCCUCUCCAGAGGGGCAGCUGCUGGUAGAAGGUAUCAGGAAAGUGUGUGUGCACUGCUCUGGCCAUGGAUGACUUCCCUACACAUGACUUCACUACACGCACCUAUGGCACCAGUGGCAUGGACAACAGGCCUCUGUUCGGGGAGACGUCGGCCAGGGAUAGAAUCAUCAAUUUAGUGAUCGGUGGACUCGCGUCUUUACUCGUUCUGGUGACCAUCAUAAGUUCAUUCAUCUUCCCUUCACUGCCUCCCAAGCCAUUGAAUAUUUUCUUUGCCAUCUGUAUCAUGUUAGUCUGCGGGUCAGUGUUGGUUCUGAUAUUCUGGUAUAGACAGGGAGAUCUGGAGCCCAAGUUUCGCAACUUGAUCUACUACAUGUUGUGUUCCAUCGUUCUGCUGUGUAUCUGUGCCAACUUGUACUUUCAUGAUGUGGGACGUGAUAAAGAGAGCAAUGCCUUAUAAAACUGCUACCAUGGGAAUCGUCCCAAUCAGCGGAAUGUUCGUCAUUAUAUGGGUGCUUUGGAACCCCACUUGAGUUCUUGAAUCAGGAUAAUUCCUACAAGCCCCAUUUGUGUGGGCAAGGCCAGUCUGCCUUUGGGAGCCAUGUUAGUGGACUACACGUAAUAUAGAUGCAAACAUGUUAGCGAUGAGUAGCACUCUGGGAUGUCCGUGCACACGUUUUGCACCCUGAAUGCUGUACACAGCUUAACCUAUAUGCCAAUGACGUUUUUUUUUUUAAAUAAGCCAUGGCAAUGUAAUGCGUAAUGCUUUUAUACACCUACAGUACAUUCCUAAAUAAGAAAUUCCUUAUUUUGUAUUUAAUCAGAAAAGCAAUUUUGAAUAAGAGCACUUGAUUAAAGACAUGCAACAGUCAUUGCAGUCAUGCUUGUUUGUUUUUCUAAAUUACUGAACACUGUUAUUUGAUAUGGUGAAAACCUUCAUUUUGGUUAACAACCAUUGUAAUUUGGAUUGUAUGUAAUAAAUAAAUACAUAUACACAAUA